GUCUACUGACAGCGAGCACGAACUGCAAACUCUUUCUGUGUGAACGAGUUAUUUGUUUAUGCUCAGGAGACAAUUGACUGCUUGCGAUACUGAAACCACGGUUGAGGAUUGUCACUAUGGAGAGCCUGGAAAGAAAGGUUGUACUGUUGCAACGCUUUAACAAGACAGCCAAAGACCACAAGAAAGCCCUGGAAGCCUUGAGAGAUACCAUUGGAGAAAGAGUUGAUGCACUGCGCCAGUUCGACCAAUUGCUGUCGGCAGACCAGCUGUACAGAACGGAAGAUCUUCCACAGGAUGAUUCUUCUAAUAGUGCAAAGAGUCCCAGGGUGGAGCAGGGUGCUAUCUGUGGUGACGGGAGCCUCCCAGCUAUGGAAUCUCUUGAAGACAUUCUGAAGUUUGGGAGAUCCCUUGGUGCAUGCCCGAAGUCAAAACCUAACUUGGCAGCCGGAGGUACAGACCAGACUACUUUGCUGUCUGAUUCUACUGUGCUCGAUACUACUGGCGAUCUUGACGAAACAUUGAAACCGAACUUGGUGAUUGGUGAUACAGAGCGGACCACUUCGCUGUCUGAUUUUACAGAGGAAGAUACUUUUAAUGAACUUGACAAAACAAUGAUACCAAACUUGGCUGUUGGUGAUACAAAGCAGACUGCAUCGGUGCACAGUUCUUCAGAACCGGAAGAUAUUUUAAAAGCACUGGAAACUAUGAAACGAAGCUCGGCUAUUGGUAAAAGAAAACAGGCUACCUUGAGGUCCGAUUCUUCAGGUGCGAGUACAUCUGCUGCAAUGCUGGCUUCAGCCAGCGAGCGACGUCGGCAGUCUCGUUUUUCUACUGAAGGAUCGCAGAAAGCUCGGGGAGAGGUCUCUCAGGAUGAUAUCCUGACUAUACUCAAGAACACUGGAGACCUGUUCUGCAGGGAAUCUGAAGAACUGUGGACAUGUCUUCAGGACUUUAAGAAAGGCAACACUGCAGAAUCGCCAGAAACUCCCUUGAAACAGUCCAUUAAGUACUGGAUGAAGCUUGUUGAAACACUACAGAGUUCCUGCAGCACGCAGGGAAAUGUAAAAACACGACAAGGUAGGAGGCUGAGUUCAGAGUGGACACCGGAGGACUCUUCCUUUAAAGAAGAGAUGUUGUCGCUCAGGGACAGAGGUCGCGAUCAAAUAAAACGCCAGAUGCAGAGUCUCCGUCGGCAGAAGCGAAUGGAAGAAGAGUUGCAGCAAGACAUCGACAUUCUUGACAAGCUAGCCAAAGAGCUUGAGGACAGAAACAUGGAUGUCAUCUAUAAAAUGCGUGAGAAGCAUGUACAUGGCAAAACGACGGCUGCCAAGGAGCACCAGCGGCUACUGUUGAAAGUGAAAGACCUUCACACGAGUCUACAAGCAUGGAAUGUGAAAGCGCGGGACAGUCUCUUUUCUUCCAAUGUGCGCAUAGCUGAUGAGAGGCCGCCAGCCUACACUGGUGGCUCGGCAAAAUGCCGAGAUGUGAUUAUCCAGGAAGCCCUCAACUCUCUUGACAACAUCCAAACACAAAAGGGCGAUGUUGGCAUGUCAGAAGUCGCCAACAAACUUGAAAUGGCUGAAGGAGCUGUCAGUACUGCAAAGUGUUUUGUGGAGAGUGACCCUGCUUCAGAGGGAUUAGAAGUUCGGCGUUCUGUGGAAGCACUGUUGGAACAAGACCAACUUUUUGUGGAACUCCAAACAAAAAUUGAGGGUCGAACCUUUGAGGAGUGGGUGCCAGAAGCCAUUGAGCUACUUGCCGAGAGGCUUCACCAUGAAGGCGCUUCACAAAAUUGAUUGCUCUGCGAAAAAGAACAGCAGCUGCCCCUGAGUCUUGUUUUUGUUGAAAAUGUUUAUUUAGUAAAUGGUUGCAACUUCA
Molecule: messenger RNA, 1878 nt
Organism: Rhipicephalus sanguineus (brown dog tick)
Lineage: Eukaryota; Metazoa; Arthropoda; Arachnida; Ixodida; Ixodidae
Exons: 23
Coding region: 117-1796 (559 amino acids)
Source: RefSeq, a predicted model, not a curated record